ACAUGGGUAUACAGGGUAUACAAGGUAUACAGGGUAUACAGGGUAUAUAUGGGUAUACAGGGUAUACAAGGUAUACAGGGUAUACAUGGGUAUACAGGGUAUACAUGGGAAUCCAGGGUAUACAAGGUAUACAUGGGUAUACAGGGUAUACAUUGGUAUACAGGGUAUACACAGUAUACAUGGGUAUACAGGGUAUACAAGGUAUACCGGGUAUACAGGGUAAAGAGGGUAUACAUGGGUAUACAGGGUAUACAAGGUAUACCGGGUAUACAGGGUAUAGAGGGUAUACAUGGGUAUACAGGGUAUACAAGGUAUACAGGGUAUACAUGGGUAUACAGGGUAUACAUGGGUAUACAGGGUAUACAGGGAGCACAAGGGUAUACAGGGAGUAUAUGGGUAUACAGGGAGUAUAUGGGUAUACAGGGUAUACAUGGGUAUACAGGGUAUACAUGGGUAUUCAGGGUAUACAAGGUAUACAUGGGUAUACAGGGUAUACAAGGUAUACAUGGGUAUACAGGGAAUACAGGGAGUACAUGGGUAUACAGGGAGUACAUGGGUAUACAGGGUAUACAAGGAAUACAUAGGUAUACAGGGUAUACAGGGUAUACAAGGUAUACAUGGGUAUACAGGGUAUACAUACAGGGUACAUACAGUACAUACAGAGUAUACAGGGUAUACAUGGGUAUAAAGGGUAUACAGGGUAUACAAGGUAUACAUGGGUAUAGAAGGUAUACAUGGGUAUACAGGGUAUACAAGGUAUACAUGGGUAUACAGGGUAUACAAGGUAUACUGGGUAUACAGGGUAUACAAGGUAUACUGGGUAUACAGGGUAAACAUGGGAAUACAGGGUAUACAUGGGUAUACAGGGUAUACAUGGGUAUACAGGGUAUACAGGGUAUACAAGGUAUACAUGGGUAUACAAAGUAUACAUGGGUAUACAGGGUAUACUGGGUAUACGUGGGUAUACGUGGGUAUACAUGAGUAUACAGGGUAUAUAUGGAUAUACAGGGUAUACAAGGUAUACAUGGGUAUACAAGGUAUACCGGGUAUACAGGGUAUACAUGGGUAUACAGGCUAUAUAUGGGUAUACAGAGUAUACAUACAAGGUAUACAUGGGUAUACAGGGUAUACAGGGUAUACAUAGGUAUACAGGGUAUACAAGGUAUACAUCGGUAUACAAGGUAUACCGGGUAUACAGGGUAUACAAGGUAUACAUGGGUAUACAGGGUAUACAAGGUAUACCAGGUAUACAGGGUAUACAUGGGAAUACGGGGUAUACAGGGUAUACAUGGGUAUACAUGGUAUACAAGGUAUACAUGGGUAUACAGGGUAUACAGGGUAUACAGGGUAAACAGGGUAUACAUAGGUAUACAGGGUACACAUGGGUAUACAGGGUAUACAAGGUAUACAUGGGUAUACAAGGUAUACAUGGGUAUGCAGGGUAUACAAGGUAUACAUGGGUAUACAAGGUAUACAGGGGUAUGCAGGGUAUACAAGGUAUACAUGGGUAUACAGGGUAUACAAGGUAUACAUGGGUAUACAGGGUAUACAGGGUAUACAUGGGUAUACAGGGUAUACAAGGUAUACAGGGUAUACAGGGUAUACAUGGGUAUACAGGGUAUACAAGGUAUACAGGGUAUACAGGGUAUACAUGGGUAUACAGGGUAUACAGGGUAUACAUGGGUAUACAGGGUAUACAGGGUAUACAUGGGUAUACAGGGUAUACAGGGUAUACAUGGGUAUACAGGGUAUACAGGGUAUACAUGGGUAUACAGGGUAUACAGGGUAUACAUGGGUAUACAGGGUAUACAGGGUAUACAUGGGUAUACAGGGUAUACAGGGUAUACAUGGGUAUACAGGGUAUACAGGGUAUACAUGGGUAUACAGGGUAUACAGGGUAUACAUGGGUAUACAGGGUAUACAGGGUAUACAUGGGUAUACAGGGUAUACAGGGUAUACAUGGGUAUACAGGGUAUACAGGGUAUACAUGGGUAUACAGGGUAUACAGGGUAUACAUGGGUAUACAGGGUAUACAGGGUAUACAUGGGUAUACAGGGUAUACAGGGUAUACAUGGGUAUACAGGGUAUACAGGGUAUACAUGGGUAUACAGGGUAUACAGGGUAUACAUGGGUAUACAGGGUAUACAGGGUAUACAUGGGUAUACAGGGUAUACAGGGUAUACAUGGGUAUACAGGGUAUACAGGGUAUACAUGGGUAUACAGGGUAUACAGGGUAUACAUGGGUAUACAGGGUAUACAGGGUAUACAUGGGUAUACAGGGUAUACAGGGUAUACAUGGGUAUACAGGGUAUACAGGGUAUACAUGGGUAUACAGGGUAUACAGGGUAUACAUGGGUAUACAGGGUAUACAGGGUAUACAUGGGUAUACAGGGUAUACAGGGUAUACAUGGGUAUACAGGGUAUACAGGGUUAUACAGGGUAUACUGGGUAUACAUGGGUAUACAUGGGUAUACAGGGUAUACACGGGUAUACAAGGUAUACAUGGGUAUACAGGGCAUACAGGGUAUACAGGGUAUACAAGGUAUACAUGGGUAUACAUGGGUAUACAGGGUAUACAAGGUAUACAUGGGUAUACAAGGUAUACCGGGUAUACAGGGUAUACAAGGUAUACGUGGGUAUACAAGGUAUACCGGGUAUACAGGGUAUACAUGGGAAUAUGGGGUAUACAUGGGUAUACAGGGUAUACAAGGUAUACAUGGGUAUACAGGGUAUACAGGGUAUACAGGGUAUACAGGGUAUACAUAGGUAUACAGGGUAUACAAGGUAUACUGGGUAUAUCCCAUGUAUACAGGGUAUACAUGGGAAUAUGGGGUAUACAGGGUAUACAUGGGUAUACAGGGUAUACAAGGUAUACAUGGGUAUACAGGGUAUACAGGGUAUACAGGGUAUACAUAGGUAUACAGGGUAUACAAGGUAUACAUGGGUAUACAAGGUAUACAUGGGUAUACAGGGUAUACAAGGUAUACAUGGGUAUACAAGGUAUACUGGGUAUACAGGGUAUACAAGGUAUAGAUGGGUAUACAGGGCAUACAGGGUAUACAUGAGUAUGGACAUUCUAUUACUAUUAUAUGAAACACUAGGUCUAUUUGGCGUAAGCGUAACAUGAAAGAAUAACCGUGGUUUUGGACUGUCAGCGGCCAGGCCUGGUCAGCGGCUUUCGUAACAUGUGUUAUUUGGUAUAUGUAACAUACAUUGUACAGUCGUCCAACAUGGCCUCCAGUGGCUGUUGCAAGUGUAUGAUCGGUCCUUCCAUUCUCAACGCUGAUCUGUCCUGCUUAGCUGAAGAAUGCAACAAGUUGCUUGAAUGCGGAGCAGACUACUUGCAUCUGGAUGUAAUGGAUGGGUAAGAAAAGUAUAAUGAAAAAAAUAUAUAAAUUCUUGAACUUGAUUUGAGUGUAUUUCAGAGACCGCUCAAUGUAACUCUCAUAUGCUCCGGACAUUGGUAAAACAUAAGCUAACAGAUAAACAUACAUAAACUUAUUAACAUUCCCAUGCGGACUAUUCUGUGUUAAUUUACAUGUCUUGGAAAGGGAAAGAAAAAUUGAAAUAGUAAUAAAAACACAAAAUUAAUUAAAAAGAAAUUACUAUGACAAAUAUUAGGGGUGGCGAAUGGUAAAAUCCGAGACUCGCCGAGUCGCCGAGAUCCUAGUUAGAAAUCCGAGCCCGAGACCCUUUGGUGAAAUUUUCGAGACUCAAAAAAGUAAAAACAAACCAUGAAAAAACGAGACUUCGAGACUUAUCAAAAACGCUUCCGAGAUUUCGAGAUCCUGCCAAAAUUUUCCGAGACCCACGUUUUUCGAGGUACCAUUCGAACAGGGUAUACAAGGUAUACAUGGGUAUACAAGGUAUACCGGGUAUACAGGGUAUACAUGGGUAUACAGGCUAUAUAUGGGUAUACAGAGUAUACAUACAAGGUAUACAUGGGUAUACAGGGUAUACAGGGUAUACAUAGGUAUACAGGGUAUACAAGGUAUACAUCGGUAUACAAGGUAUACCGGGUAUACAGGGUAUACAAGGUAUACAUGGGUAUACAGGGUAUACAAGGUAUACCAGGUAUACAGGGUAUACAUGGGAAUACGGGGUAUACAGGGUAUACAUGGGUAUACAUGGUAUACAAGGUAUACAUGGGUAUACAGGGUAUACAGGGUAUACAGGGUAAACAGGGUAUACAUAGGUAUACAGGGUACACAUGGGUAUACAGGGUAUACAAGGUAUACAUGGGUAUACAAGGUAUACAUGGGUAUGCAGGGUAUACAAGGUAUACAUGGGUAUACAAGGUAUACCGGGUAUACAGGGUAUACAAGGUAUACAUGGGUAUACAAGGUAUACCGGGUAUACAGGGUAUCCAUGGGUAUACAGGGUAUAUAUGGGUAUACAGGGUAUACAAGGUAUACUGGGUAUACAGGGUAUACAUGGGUAUACAGGGUAUACAAGGUAUACAUGGGUAUACAGGGUAUACAGGGUAUACAGGGUAAACAGGGUAUACAUAGGUAUACAAGGUACACAUGGGUAUACAGGGUAUAUAGGGGGUACAUGGAUAUACAGGGAGUAUAUGGGUAUGCAGGGUAUACAUGGGUAUACAGGGUAUACAAGGUAUACAUGGGUAUACAAGGUAUACAUGGGUAUACAGGAUAUACAAGGUAUACAUGGGUAUACAAGGUAUACCGGGUAUACAGGGUAUACAAGGUAUACAUGGGUAUACAAGGUAUACCGGGUAUACAGGGUAUACAUGGGUAUACAGGGUAUACAGGGUAUACAUAGGUAUACAGGGUAUACAAGGUAUACAUGGGUAUACAAGGUAUACAUGGGUGUACAGGGAAAACAAGGUAUACAUGGGUAUACAAGGUAUACCGGGUAUACAGGGUAUACAUGGGAAUAUGGGGUAUACAUGGGUAUACAGGGUAUACAAGGUAUACAUGGGUAUACAGGGUAUACAGGGUAUACAGGGUAUACAGGGUAUACAUAGGUAUACAGGGUAUACAAGGUAUACUGGGUAUA
This is a messenger RNA of Porites evermanni, 5019 nucleotides long. NCBI's taxonomy places the organism in Eukaryota, Metazoa, Cnidaria, Anthozoa, Scleractinia, Poritidae. The record is from the annotation of a GenBank genome assembly.